GGAGCUAGGCGCCACGAUUCCUGGACUUUUCUCAAGGACUGGAGCCUUGCCCAAACGCCAUCGCUGCAUCGCCAUGCAGCGAUACGUUGAGGUUUGGAGUAACACCAGACGAAUUGCCACAGUUGCUGCUCCAGCCGGGCGCCUCCCAACUUUGCAGGAGGUGACCCAGCAGGUUCAACAAGUUCACCAUGCACCAGACCAGGGUCCGAUAAGGUUUCGCCUAGAUGGCGGGGUUGUUCCAAGCGAAGACGCGUGGCAGCGCCGAGCGCAACAGCAACAAGGGCCAGUUGUGAAGCUUACCCUUCGCGAGCCAGAACUGCUGCGUCAAGUUCGAGCGAAGGAUGGGUCAGGAAAGGUUCCCGGUGAGCGAUAUGCAAUUUGCGGACCAAUUGGCGACACCGUCUAUGACAGCAAGGCUAACUUCCUGACGUGCGUGCGGACCCUGGUUAAAUCUGGCCUUCCUCCAGACUAUCGCCUGGUAUUCCCACCAGCAGAUGAGCAAGAAAUCUUGGGCAUAUUGAGAGGCGAGGCAGGACUGGAGGUCUUGACUGCGGUGGGCUCCAUGAAAUUGACGAAGGAUUGGCACAGGCAAGCCGCCAACGUUGGCGGUUUGGCUGCCAGUGUUCAGUGCUCCUUGAAGUUGUGCAAGGAGAGCUUGAAAGCAGUUGGCCAACGAGGGCAAUUCAUGAAGGGUGUUGCGCAAGGCAUAGGCGGACUGGCCGCCAGCCUAAUACUUGGUAAGCUGGUGCAGAAUGGCCUUGAGUACGCGCUUCCAAGACUGUUCCAAGCAGAGUACGCAGUGGCGAUGAGAAAGAGCGAUGGCAACAGGCAAGAGAUCGUCCGGGUGAGCGAUGGAGUUGCCAGCCGUGAGUUGCUGUUGGGGCUGGAGAUCGAGGAAAUGCUGGCUGACUUUGAGGGUCAAGACACCUUGAAGCGCCAGAUCAGAGACUUCGGGAACUUAAUGUACCAGCAAAGUCAGGGCAAGCCACGGGCGGAGCAACCCUGGCCCAAUCACAUGAUCUUGAAAGGGAAUCCAGGAACAGGAAAGACAACAGUGGCGCGCAUGCUUGGCAAGAUCCUUUGCCAUUUGGGUAUUACCCAGACCGACAAAUUGGUGGAAGUCCAACGGGCAGACUUGGUGGGCGAGUACGUUGGACACACAGCACCCAAAACACGCAGCGUUAUCAACUCUGCCAAGGGUGGGAUUCUUUUCAUUGACGAGGCCUACCGCUUGACUCCUCGCGGAACAGGGGGCAAUGACUUCGGAAAAGAAGCCUUGGAAGAGAUCAUGAGGGACAUGGAGAGGGGCGACCCUCUUGUGAUCUUUGCUGGCUACCAAGAUGAGAUGGAAGCGCUCAAGGGCGCCAACCGGGGCCUGGAACGGAGGAUCCGGCAUGAAUUCCAGAUGGCAGACUACACGCCUCUCGAGCUGGCAAAGAUUUUCCAGCGCAAGCUCAGCCAACAAAAGCUGGAGCUGCGCGACAUCGGUGACAGGGACCUGGAAAUCCUGAUCACGGAGUACACUAGCCCUGCCUGGCGCAGCAAGCACAAUGCCGGCGCAAUGGAUCGAUGGAUGGAUAGGGCCCAGGAGGAGCGAGCCAGGCGCUUUAAUGCCCCAACCUCAAGCCAGCCGCGCGCCAAAAGCAACCUCUUGACUUACGAGGACCUGGCUGCUGCCGUGAAAAGGCUACAGCCUGCCGCAUAGAUAGUUUGAAUCAGUGCAGACAUGCAUGUCCUGCUGAGCAAUUUGUGAGGCGCACUGGGUUGUAAAUUUCGUGAUUCGGUGCGACCAGUGAGUCACUGGAUCAUACGUAGCCUCAGUUG
Molecule: messenger RNA, 1824 nt
Organism: Effrenium voratum
Lineage: Eukaryota; Dinophyceae; Suessiales; Symbiodiniaceae
Source: the annotation of a GenBank genome assembly